CUGCCGAGCUUACAACCCCUGGCUGAGCCAGAACGUGCCCCUUCCUGUGGCAAUAAGCUCGUAUGUAUUGUAAUCGCUCCCUACCGCAUCUUUCGCAUCGGGUAUCAUUUCUCACAUGCAUCCUCCUCCACCUUAGGAAGGCGCGGGUGACUCCCAUCACAGCAUAUGUUCCCCGCGCAUCUAUGACAAUCAUGAUUUUUUUAACGGCCUCGCGCCUAGAUAACCAAAUUUCCUUUUCUUUCCAAGAAUUUUUUCGGCACGUCCUAUCCUCUUUUCAUUGAUAUUUGCAACGGCCGCGUCGAGGCAAAGUGGCUUUUUAUCACGCGGGCGUACUUGGUCUGCUACUUCUGCGCUUGCAUUCUCGUUCCUGUUCUUGUUGUUUUGUCCAGACAUCAU
Molecule: messenger RNA, 396 nt
Organism: Suillus clintonianus
Lineage: Eukaryota; Fungi; Basidiomycota; Agaricomycetes; Boletales; Suillaceae
Exons: 1
Coding region: 63-281 (72 amino acids)
Source: RefSeq, a predicted model, not a curated record